CAUAUGAAACCCCAUACUUCGCGUAACUCCUGCGUGUCGAGCUCUUUCAACCUUCGGGUAAGGUAGUAUGUGAUGCCUAUGUUGUCGGCAUACAGCAUCAGGUAUUGCAAGGCCACAUGAACGGAGAAGAAAGACGGCGAUAAAAAUAGUCGUAGGAGAAGGGCAUGGGACAUGUCUGACAGGGCUGGUCGCCGUCUAGGACGGUGAGCAGAUCUAAAGCUGUCUUGUUCCCACGGCUGCUAUAUGAAUGUUUGUUACACGUUGACAACUUUGGUCACUCUUGUUAGACUAACCCUUCACUUCCAAUAUGCUUUGGCCCCUGCUCGCUCUCUCACUCCUUCCCUUAUCAUUGGCGGUACAAAAGUCAGUGCACGAGCAACUGGUCGACCUUGCAGCAGCCGGAAACGGUCUCAUACAGCUCAACGAACAGACCUAUGAUUUGCUUGCCUCUCCAAAGCGCGACUGGUCGGCCGCUGUGCACUUUACUGCGCUCCAUCCCCAGCGGCGCUGUGCUCCUUGCAAAGAAUUCGAGCCAGCGUACACUGCUAUAGCCAAAGCAUGGGCGAACGCUCCCAAAGAACAUCGGGACAAGCACUUCUUCGCUACUCUUGACUUUGAUGAUGGGCCCGCCGUCUUCCAAAAGCUCGGCAUGGCUUCUGCGCCAGGUGUUCACGUGUAUCCCCCGACCGAAGGACCAAACGCGUCUGCAAAAAAGGCUCCUUUCAAAUACGAUUUCCAAAAUGGUUUCGAAGCCGGACCCCUCGCCGAGCAACUCUCUGUCCACACUCCAAUCCCUAUCCCAUACAAGGCUCCCUUCAACUGGGCACGCGCGGGCAGCAUCGUUUCACUCAUCCCAAUCGUUACCCUUAUCUACCGCUUUAUCAAACCAGCACUGCAAAACCGCUGGGUCUGGGCUGCUGGCACGAUCGCUACCUCACUAGUCAUGACCUCUGGCUACAUGUUCACCCGUAUCAGAGGUACACCCUAUACUGGUCCUAACGGCGCUUGGAUUGCUCAAGGCUAUCAAAAUCAGUAUGGACAAGAAGUUCAAGUCAUCGCCGGGGUUUAUGGAAUAUUGGCCGGAUCUUUCUUGAUGUUGACUGUUGUCGUGCCGCGCCAAUUGUCACCCACCCGUCAAAGAACUCAGGUAUACCUCUGGACUGCAGUGAACUUCCUCGUUUUCAGCAUUUUAGUAUCGCUGUUCCGCGUCAAGAACCCAGGCUAUCCAUUCAAGCUCAUUCUAUAGAGUUAUCUAGUG
Messenger RNA from Suillus bovinus, 1258 nucleotides. RefSeq lists its product as uncharacterized. Lineage: Eukaryota; Fungi; Basidiomycota; Agaricomycetes; Boletales; Suillaceae. The transcript is spliced from 6 exons. The record is from RefSeq and is a predicted model, not a curated record. The coding region runs from base 308 to 1246 and encodes 312 amino acids. Gene Ontology annotation, cellular component: oligosaccharyltransferase complex.